This is a messenger RNA of Cloeon dipterum, 2457 nucleotides long. RefSeq names its product ER degradation-enhancing alpha-mannosidase-like protein 2 (gene Edem1). Lineage: Eukaryota; Metazoa; Arthropoda; Insecta; Ephemeroptera; Baetidae. Bases 165 to 2354 code for a protein of 729 amino acids. The transcript has 9 exons. The record is from RefSeq and is a predicted model, not a curated record. Gene Ontology annotation, cellular component: membrane; endoplasmic reticulum. Gene Ontology annotation, biological process: carbohydrate metabolic process; endoplasmic reticulum mannose trimming; mannose trimming involved in glycoprotein ERAD pathway. Gene Ontology annotation, molecular function: mannosyl-oligosaccharide 1,2-alpha-mannosidase activity; calcium ion binding.
CGUGUAUUUUUUAACUUGUGAUGUCAGGUAGAAUUAUUAAUCGUGAGAAAACAGCUUGUGAUAGGAAAUCAGCAUCGAUGGGAACGGAAGAACACUACAUUGUUCUUAAUCUUAAUUAAAUGUCGGAAAUAAUUUGCUGAAUUUAAAAAUCAAAGCAAUCUAAAAUGUUCUUCCGAAGAAACAAGAAAAUUGCCCUCGCUCUCUUAAUUCUUGUCAACUUUUCUGCUGCAAUAAGGAAAUACGAUAAAAGUGAUCUGGAUGGCUUCAAAGAGGAAGCCCGUCAAAUGUUUCAGCACGCAUAUGAAGGCUAUUUAAUACAUGCUUAUCCAUAUGACGAACUGAGGCCCUUGAGCUGUGAUGGAAUUGAUACCUGGGGAAGUUAUUCCCUCACGUUAAUCGACGCGUUGGACACUUUGGCUGUAAUUGGAAACUACACAGAGUUCAGGCGAGUGGCGGAGCUUUUGGCCACAAAAGUCAAUUUCGACGGGAACAUAAACGUGUCUGUCUUUGAAACAAACAUUCGAAUCGUGGGGGGACUCCUGAGCGCGCAUCUUAUGUCGCACAGGGCUGGAGUCGAUUUGGAGCCUGGCUGGCCUUGCAACGGUCCUUUGCUCCGGCUGGCCGAGGACGUGGCCAAACGGCUCAUCGCCGCCUUCGACACUCCAACCGGAAUGCCUUAUGGAACAGUCAAUUUGAGGCACGGAGUUCCAGAGGGAGAAACACCCAUCACGUGCACAGCUGGUGUCGGAACGUUCAUCGUUGAAUUUGGCGCCCUGUCCAGACUCACUGGCGAUCCGCUUUAUGAAGAGGUUGCUAUGAAGGCGAUGAACGCUCUCUACCACCACAGAUCAAAUAUCGGUCUUCUGGGGAACCACAUUGACGUCCUCACCGGCAGAUGGACAGCUCAAGAUGCUGGGAUUGGCGCUGGAGUUGAUUCGUACUACGAGUACCUGGUGAAGGGAUCAGCGCUUUUCCAGAAACCCGAAUUACUCAGGGUGUUUAUCGAGGCGCGGACAGCUAUUGAUAAAUAUCUCAAGAGGGACGACUGGCACCUUUGGGUUUCCAUGCACAAAGGACAAGUCACUUUGCCGGUUUUCCAGAGUCUUGAGGCUUACUGGCCUGGACUAUUGAGCCUAGUUGGUGAUAUUAACAGUGGAAUGAGAUCACUGCACAAUUAUCACCAAGUUUGGAAACAGUACGGAUUCACGCCGGAAUUCUACAACAUUCCACAGGGAGAGGCAGGCACCAACCGCGAGUCCUAUCCUCUGCGGCCAGAGCUGAUCGAAUCAGUGAUGUAUUUGUACAGAGCAACCAAAGAUCCAUUCCUCUUGGAUGUCGGAGUGGACAUUUUACGAAGCAUUCAGCACAGCUCGAAAACAAGCUGUGGAUAUGCAACGAUUAAAGACGUGAGGGACCAUCGAAGGGAAGAUCGGAUGGAAUCCUUCUUCCUAGCUGAGACUACAAAGUACCUGUACUUGCUCUUUGACACCGAUAAUUUCAUUCACAACAACGGCGGCCAGGGCAAAAUCAUCAACACGCCUUGGGGAGAGUGCACCAUUGAAACUGGAAACUAUAUUUUUAACACAGAGGCUCACCCAAUCGACCCUGGCGCCCUGCAGUGCUGCAGCGGCCAGAGGGACAUGGACAUCAAGGCCCACGUUGAGUCGCAGUUGCUGGCCAGUUUGGACCCUGAAGUGUUCAGCAGCCUGCGAGGCGAGCGCCUUCCAAAACGAACAACACGCCCUGUGCAGAAGGCCAAAAACAGCGCCAAGCAAUUUUACAUUCCAACAGCACCUCCGGCGACCAGUCCCACCGUGAAGAAGCAAGAGAGCACGACGGCCGAAUUCGCACCAAAGGAGCAACAAGAGCUGAAGGUGGAGGACUCGUUGGUGGUCACCUCGACCCUGAAGCCCACCAAUCAAAGUGGUCACCCAGACGGCGACGUGUCUGGCGUAGGCACGGUCGAACUUGUCCGCCGGACCAAGAAGGAAAUCCUGGACGUGGACACGAGCACGCCUCCUGCCAUUUCCCCUCCGCCCUCGGAUGCUCGGCCCAGCUUUUCUGGCAACGAGCAGAAAGGAAACUCGGCCUAUCAGAAUGACCGCGAACUGCUGGACAUGACGACCGAAAGCUCAGCAGCGGUUGAGGGCGGAUUCACCCUUCCGACUUUUGUAAAGCAAUUUUUGUCCUCGAAACAGUUCGAUCCGCAGGCCAUGCUAGAGAGACUGCGAGCCAACAAGCGAUACGACUUGAACUCGACCUGGAGCAUCGACUACCAACUGCUUUACUGCCCCGCCCAACCCUUCUUGCAAAGAAUAUCUGUCAUCGGCGAGUUCUACGAAACCCUGUCUUAAUAUAACAAAAUAAUCUCGUGUUGCUUUUAUAUUUUGUUAAUUCCACAAGGCUGUGUUGCACUUUUGUUUGGUCGCUAGAAUAAAGUCACGUGCGUUAACUCAA